Molecule: messenger RNA, 1429 nt
Organism: Scophthalmus maximus (turbot)
Lineage: Eukaryota; Metazoa; Chordata; Actinopteri; Pleuronectiformes; Scophthalmidae
Gene: mylpfa
Product: myosin light chain, phosphorylatable, fast skeletal muscle a
Exons: 7
Coding region: 154-666 (170 amino acids)
Biological process (GO): skeletal muscle tissue development
Cellular component (GO): cytoplasm
Molecular function (GO): calcium ion binding
Source: RefSeq, a predicted model, not a curated record
CCUCUUUUUUAUCCCGAUCCAAACUUGAGGCUGUGGCUAAAGUUAGACUGGCCUGCGCCGGGGUAUAUAAGCCCCCCGGGAUGAACGUAGAACGCGGCUUCACCCUGUCUUCUCUUUCUUUAUCAUCCAAACCUCCACUCUAACCGUCCCAAGAUGGCACCAAAGAAGGCCAAGAGGAGGCAGGCAGCAGGAGACAGCGGCUCCUCCAACGUGUUCUCCAUGUUUGAGCAGAGCCAGAUUCAGGAGUACAAGGAGGCUUUCACAAUCAUUGACCAGAACAGAGAUGGUAUCAUCAGCAAGGAUGAUCUGAGGGACGUGCUGGCCUCAAUGGGUCAGCUGAACGUGAAGAAUGAGGAGCUGGAGGCCAUGAUCAAGGAGGCCAGCGGCCCCAUCAACUUCACCGUCUUCCUCACCAUGUUCGGAGAGAAGCUGAAGGGUGCCGACCCCGAGGACGUCAUUCUCACCGCCUUCAAGGUUCUGGACCCCGAGGCUACCGGAAGCAUCAAGAAGGAAUUCCUGGAGGAGCUCCUGACCACUCAGUGUGACAGGUUCAGCAAGGAGGAGAUCAAGAACAUGUGGUCCGCCUUCCCCCCAGAUGUCGCCGGCAACGUAGACUACAAGAACAUCUGCUACGUCAUCACACACGGAGAGGAGAAGGAGGAGUAAGGAGAAAAGGCCAGAAGACAAGAAAGACAACCAUCCCUUUGCUAUUCUGCCUUCCCUGAGCCCCUUCCUCUCCUCCUCCUCCUCCUCCUCCCUCGCUCGGCCUCUGUGUUAACGAACCCGCGGGCUCGGCUCGCUCAUGUGUUCAAACCAAAGACUUUGUCACAGGGACACAUGGGAGGGCCGACGCCCGCGGGCUUUCUACGUGUGCUUAUGGGGGAAUGGGGAUGAUUUUCAAUAAAAAAAAAAAUGAUCUUGUGAAAAAGACACAUCUUCCAUCCACAAUCUCCAAUCACCGCAACCUUCUGUCUUCUCACCUCGACAUCUGUGUCCUGCCCCCGUCACUUCCGCCCCCCCCCCCCCCCCCCCCCCCCCCGGGGUGUUUUGUGUGUAUACAAGGACUUCAUUCCAAAUUUUGAAGAUGUCCUGUUGGGUAUGGAGGAGGUGAGAGGGGGGGAGAGCGUAGGGCAGCUUAGAGAGGGGGGGGGGGGAAGUUGCUUUGCUUUAAAAGUGACCGCAACUUUCCUUCACCUUUGGAAAUGUAAAGAAAAAAAAGAAAGAAACUGACCGAAGGAGAGGAGAGAAAGGGACGAAAGAAAACAUUCAACUCUUCGAUUUCUCUCUCCCCGCUCCUUCCUGCAACCGUCAAAAUCACCUCCUCUCUUCCCCCGUGAGCCGCCUCGACUUCAGCGACUGGACUCUUUCCUCUGUAACGAAUAAAAGGGAGAAAAAAAAAAAUGUGAAUAAAAAUCUCUUUCUUUUUGUA